UGUCUGGAGACCACAUAAUCUCACCCUUCUCAUCCGAAGCGGAAAAAUGGCGCAGGCUCUACUAACAAACACCUUUCUGCGGGGAAAACCUGUCGUUCCAGUUCGGCCUCUCCCCACCAGCAAUGUAAUGGUGGGGAGCACACGAGUAACUUCCGUGACAUGCAGGAAGAAGGACAUACACCCACAGUUCUACGAGGACGCGAAGGUGUACUGCAAUGGAGAGCUGGUGAUGACUACUGGAGGUACUCAGAAGGAGUAUGCGGUCGAUGUUUGGUCCGGCAACCACCCAUUCUACCUCGGCAACCGAUCCGGCGUCUUGGUGGACGCCGACCAAGUAGAGAAGUUCAGGAAGAAGUUCGGUGAGCUGUCUCAGAUUAUGGAGAUUCCAGUCCUCAAAGGAGAGAUUGUCCUUCCCUCUAGGCGUAGGGGAAUUUCUCCCAAGGGAGGCAAGAAGAAGUAGGCGACGUCGUAAUACGCUCGUUUCACCUGGUUGACAAGUAUGCCAUAGAUGAAGACUUGAAAGUGGUGUAAAGAUAUCUGGGAAUAUAACAUAUUUACGAUAUUCUUAGCCUGAGAACCCAGAUGAUGUCUCGUGUAGAUUUUCCUUGGUAGUUUUAUCUUGAUUUUGUAACCUCAUGAUGAUUCUUCAUUACAAGAAGGAGCAACACAAACAUCUAAUGCGAAUUCCUAGUUGAAGAAAACUAAACCUUUAUUUGAAAGAUGACAUUUUUCUUAA
This is a messenger RNA of Neltuma alba, 736 nucleotides long. RefSeq names its product 50S ribosomal protein L31, chloroplastic. NCBI's taxonomy places the organism in Eukaryota, Viridiplantae, Streptophyta, Magnoliopsida, Fabales, Fabaceae. Gene Ontology annotation, cellular component: ribosome. Gene Ontology annotation, biological process: translation. Gene Ontology annotation, molecular function: structural constituent of ribosome. The transcript has 3 exons. Bases 47 to 460 code for a protein of 137 amino acids. The record is from RefSeq and is a predicted model, not a curated record.